AUGGCUGAUAAUCCUUCACUCAACUCCACCAAUUCAUCUUCAAGACGAUCCCUAUUCAGAAACAGAAAUUCAUCUCGUCUGAUAACUCCUUUCCUGACUACAAGUUCAUCAAACUCAAAAAAUGGAGGUGGCGGUGGUGGAUCUACUGCUACUACUCAGCCUCAACCAACUCAUUCAAAUGCUUCUUCUAUAAAUGGAGAUCGACAAGUUACUAAUUCUACAAAUGGUAGCAUUGGUGGUGGAGGUGGUGAUUCAGGUUUAGAAAAAGGAGGAGGAACAUCUGGAAAGUUGACAGCUACACCCAUGAUUAAUAGUAAUAGUAUCGGAAGUACUAGUACUGGAUCAAAGAAAGGGAAUCAUUUAUCCCUAAAGAGAUUUUUCAAAAAACUUAAACCCGGUGAAAAAUUAAAGCAUGCUUUAUCAUCAGCAGUUGAACCUAUAGAUACUUCACUUGAUUUAUUUCAUCGAUAUGGAGAAGUUGGGAAAUUAUUAGGAGCAGGUGCAAGUGGUUCAGUUAAUUUAUUACAAUGUAAAAAGGACCCCAAUAAAGUAUAUGCAGUUAAGAAAUUUAGAAAUAGAUUACCACAAGAAGCUCAAUCAGAUUAUGAAAUUAAAGUGAAAAAUGAAUUUAAAGUUGGUGAUUAUUUAAAACAUCAAAAUAUAAUAUAUACAUUUGAAUUAAUUAAAGAUUAUUCCAAAAUAUCAAAACAAAAACUUGAUCCUGAUUAUUAUAUUAUAAUGGAAUAUUGUCCAUUUGAUUUUUUUAAUUUAGUUAUGAGUGGAUUAAUGGGUACAAAUGAAAUUUUCUGUUAUUUUAAACAAAUGAUAAAUGGGGUUGGAUUCUUACAUGAAAAUGGUUUGGCUCAUCGUGAUUUGAAAUUAGAUAAUUGUGUUGUAAACCAACAUGGUAUAUUACGAUUAAUUGAUUUUGGAUCAGCUGUUCAAUUCAAAAAAGAAGUUCCACAAGGAUAUACUCCCACAUCAGAAGAAAUCAUGUUAGAUUCAACUCAUAAAUUAAGCUUUGCAAGAGGAAUCGUAGGGUCGGAUCCAUAUUUAUCCCCCGAAGUGUUUGAACCAUUAGGUCCAGGAUAUGAUCCUAGAACAGCGGAUGUUUGGUCAAUUGCGAUUAUUUAUUGUUGUAUGAUUCUUAAACGAUUCCCAUGGAAAAUCCCCAAGAUAUCUGAUCCUUCGUAUAGAUCAUUCGCGGCACCUACUUUAAUAAAUGAUGAAAAUACAUCUUUGGAAAAUGAAUUGAAAGUAUUACUGAUGAGUAAUGGAGUAGAAGAAACAUCAACAACCCCGCCGCCCAAAGAGGAAAAUGGAGAAGGGGCUAGCUCAAAUGGAAAUAAUCGCACCCAACAUCAUCACCACCAUCACCACCAUCAUAAUAGCGGACCAGAAAGAUUACUCAAAUUAUUACCAGAACCUUCCCGUAAUGUAAUCAAGAAUAUGUUAAUCCUCGACCCGCGAAAAAGAUUUCUUAUGCCAGAUGUAUUAUCAGAUGCAUUCGUGCAGGGGAUACAAGUUUGUUUGGAACAAAAGGAUGAAAAUGGAGAAGUUGUUGUUGAACUGCCACUGAAUCAUAGUCAUCAUUUAGUCACUGAAGAGGAUUUGAAAAAAUUGGCGGCUGAGAGAGAAAGAGAGAAAAGAUUGAAAGAUGUUGGGAUUGCAUAG
Messenger RNA from Hemisphaericaspora subhashii, 1674 nucleotides. RefSeq names its product putative serine/threonine protein kinase. Gene Ontology annotation, biological process: protein phosphorylation; intracellular signal transduction. The record is from RefSeq and is a predicted model, not a curated record. The coding region runs from base 1 to 1674 and encodes 557 amino acids. The transcript has a single exon. NCBI's taxonomy places the organism in Eukaryota, Fungi, Ascomycota, Pichiomycetes, Serinales, Debaryomycetaceae. Gene Ontology annotation, molecular function: protein serine/threonine kinase activity; ATP binding.